AUGCCGCCUAAAAGAGUUCUUAUAUGUGGUGCAGGAGUAGCAGGUUCGAUAUUAGCUUUUUGGCUCGCCAAACAUGACUUCCAAGUGGUCGUCGUCGAACGAUCGAAAGCCGAACAGAAAGCUGGACAAGGACUCGAAAUUGAAGAACCAGCAUUGAAGGUUGUGAAGUUGAUGGGCAUCCUGGAUAAGCUCAAUGAGAAGAAAACUGGUGAGAUGGGAUUCGAUCUCGUCGACCAGCAAGCUCGUUCAUAUGGCAUUUUCGAGGUCGGUGGCAUUAGUCCUACAGGUACCCUCGAACUCAUGCGAGGUGACCUGACUGAAAUUCUCUACAAAACUGCCGACGAAUCCGCCAAUGUCACCUUCCAAUUUGAGACAACAAUUCAGAGCCUAAGACAAACACAAGAUAAAGUCAUCGUCGACCUAGAAAGCAGAAACAACAAAACCAUCAAGGUAGAGAAUUUCGAUUUUGUGGUAGGCGCUGACGGGGUAAAAUCCCGCACGAGACAACUCGUUAUGGGUUUGCCUGAGAAGCUCAAGUGUUUCAAGUCUGUCGGCGCGUUUGUUGCAUACUUCUCGAUCCCCAAAGAAGUUCAAGAUUGGCCCUACUCCCGACUAUGCCAUUUCACAAACCGGCGAAUUCUAUGGAUACGGCCAAUAGGAAAGGAUUCUAAGAUGACAUCUGUACAUCUUAUUCACGGUCAUGAGGACGUUCCCACCCUACGUCGAGCAAACGCUGCUGGGGACAGACUGAAGCAAAAAGAAGCUUUCGCUGAAUUGUACAGUGGCCUAGGCUGGGAGACACCACGGGUCAUCGAGCAGAUGAUGAGAGCCGAGAAUUUUUAUUCCGACGAGCUUGUGCAGGUCAAACUUCAGAAGUGGUCUCAGCACCGGGUCGUGCUCCUUGGUGAUGCAGCUUGGGCUCCGACUCCAUUUACUGGCGAAGGAAAUCAGCUGGCGAUUAUAGGUGCUUGGGUACUAGCUCAGGAAUUGUCAAGAAAUCGAAAUCCGGUGGCAUUUGAGACGUAUGAGAAGAGACUGCGCUCAUAUGUGGACAAUGCUCAGAGCAUACCACUUGGCGGCUAUGCACCAUACAUUUUCAACCCGCAGACUACUUGGGGCAUUUGGCUGCUUCGGACGAUCGUCCGUCUUUUUUCAUGGACGAUCCGUUUCCUUUCGUGGACGAACUUGGCAGGGAUGUUGCCAGAUCAGCAGCAAAAUGAUUUUGAUUUGGAGAUUGAGGAGGCUGAAGCAAAAGUGGCACGGUGA
Messenger RNA from Letharia columbiana, 1266 nucleotides. RefSeq lists its product as uncharacterized. The coding region runs from base 1 to 1266 and encodes 421 amino acids. Gene Ontology annotation, molecular function: FAD binding. The transcript has a single exon. The record is from RefSeq and is a predicted model, not a curated record. Lineage: Eukaryota; Fungi; Ascomycota; Lecanoromycetes; Lecanorales; Parmeliaceae.